Messenger RNA from Malaya genurostris, 4373 nucleotides. RefSeq names its product vacuolar protein sorting-associated protein 8 homolog (gene Vps8). NCBI's taxonomy places the organism in Eukaryota, Metazoa, Arthropoda, Insecta, Diptera, Culicidae. Gene Ontology annotation, molecular function: protein binding. Gene Ontology annotation, cellular component: HOPS complex; late endosome. Gene Ontology annotation, biological process: vesicle-mediated transport; endosomal vesicle fusion; protein targeting to vacuole. The record is from RefSeq and is a predicted model, not a curated record. The transcript is spliced from 4 exons. The coding region runs from base 117 to 3908 and encodes 1263 amino acids.
AAAGAAAAACAAAGUACGUGUGAUAAAAAUUUCGGUGCUGUUUUUCCGGAAAAAUAAUAGCAACUGACUAGUUCUGAUGAUGGCAUGUUAAUGUGCGAUCAAGAACAGAUAAAACGAUGAAUAAUUUGAAAGCACCGUCUUUACACUCGCUGCUAGAUUCGGAUCAUGGUUCAAAUGACAGUCUGCUUGCCGAAUCACUGCAGCUUGAUAUAGAGGAGCUGGACGAUGAAGAGUAUUCCCUACCGGUUGUUGAUCAAUUACCGACGCUGGAAAGUGUCCUAAGUGAGAUUGAUAGUGAUUUGGAUAGUGCUUCUGCCCUGGGAAGAUGCAUCGUGGAUGGUGCUUCGACAACUUCCGGAGCCACAGCGAGCGAUUAUGUUCGUGGAGAUUUGGGAUCAACACCCACUCCAUCGCUAUGCGACGAUUACAUGCGAAUGGAAUCGAUACUACGGCAUGUUGUGCUGUUAGGGGUAACCGCACAGCUUACAUCUGCCGUCGAUCGAGUUGAUGCUGGACUGGCUACAUCUUGCACGGUUUCCCGAAUGAUUGCCGUUGGUACCUCUCACGGACAUAUCCUAGCGUUUGAGUGUACGCAAACUUUGAAAUGGUGCUGCCAGGAUGGAAUCUCUCAAGGGGCCGUUUCGGCACUGGCUUUCAACGAGGAUAACACAAGAUUGCUGGCUGGAUUUGCCAGAGGGAGUAUUCUUAUGAUCGAUACGCUUACAGGGGAUGUUAUUCGAACCUUGAACGAAGUUAUCACUCCGAAUACGGGAGUGUUGCAUUUGAAGUGGACUAAUAAACCGGCCCUGGCGUUGUGCUCCGAUUCGGGUGGUUCGGUAUGGAGUUUGAGUUUUACCAGACGGCUUGGGAUACGAGGCUGUGAUUCACGCUGUCUGUUCAGUGGUGCCCGUGGAGAAGUUUGUACAAUAGAACCAUUGUUGCUUGGUGACGAAGAACAUUCCUUGAAAAAUUAUACCCUCGUUGCAUUGGCCACGUUGAGUAAGUUUUUCGUCGUGAUGAUCCGACCCAGACUGAAAGUGGUCAAAUUUCAUCCGAUGGCUAGCUAUCCGGAUUGCUUACCAUUAUUGGCCUGGCAAAUGGUUCUAAUUCAAGCGGCCGAUUCAUCUCGGACCGUUGAUCCCGUCCUGGCUGCCGCACGAGGAGCUGAUCUUUACUUCCAUCAAAUUAGUUACUGCAGUGGUCGAAUUUCACUAAUUUUUCUAAGACACAUCCAGCUUAAUUAUAGACUGUUGGCACUGCAUUGGCUUGGGCCAAAAACGAUUGCCUGCAUGGACACAAUGGAAGUAUUGCAUCUAUCGGAUGUGCGAACCAACAAAGAACUAGAAUCGAUCGAGUUGACCAACGUUGGUCUGAUGUACAAUUCGGCCCAGUUCAAAGGUUUAGCCACCGGAGGCAAUGUCAGUCCUGCACUUGCCCUAGCCGGUGGCUCGGCUUGUUACAACACGGUAGUCUCUCAUGGGAAUCAGCUUUAUUUGCUUGCAGGAAAAAGUAUGCACGCAGUCAGCGCAAGGGCCUGGAGUGAUCGGAUAUCAUAUUUGACUUCGAUGCAACGAUGGGACGAAGCGAUCGAACUGGCCGUGGAAGGCUACAGGGCAGCGGCUGGUAGACAUCGACGUCAAACGGUGGCGAAAGAAAGGAUUCUUCGCAUGUUCGAUGAAUACUUAGCGUCCACAAGGAAAACACCCGAUGUUUGCCUGGAAGCGAUGGUGGCCUGUUUGAUCGAGAUCAAUGAAAAGAAUCCUCUAUGGCAGGAUUUGUACGACCGUCUAGCAACGCCGGAUCAAUAUUUGAUCAUCAUAGCGAAACACAUUGAAAACGAUGAGCUGGAUUCGAUCGCUCCGGCGGUGGCUCAAGUGUUGUGCGAUUUAUUCUGGCGUAAACGGUUCAUCGCACGAUUGGAAAAUUUGAUACUCAAACUCGACUGGCAAUGUUUGGAUUUGCAUCAGGUACUAACGAUCUGCAGGAAGGAGAAAAUGUACCGAGCACAGAUGUAUCUCAACACGAAAGCGCUGGGUGAUUAUACCGUAUCACUGACCGAUCUGAUUCCUCUGAUAAACGACAAUAACGAAGACGACCCGCAUCACCUGGGGAACUGCCUGCUGGUGUACGUAUCCAGUUGUCUCGCUGGACGGGGCUAUCCCACCGGGGAUAUUACACCGGAGAUGAUUGCCACGGUGAAACACGAGGUUUUGCGCUGUCUCACCGUAGUACACUCGAAACUAGCUUCCGAAGGAGAACUACCGUAUCCUUAUUUGCGCACACUUUUGAAUUUUGAUACUAGAGAAACGUUAAACGUAAUUUCGCUUGCAUUCCAGGAGAAAGAAUUCAACGGUGAGCUUGGUCUUUCCCAGCGCCAGCGAAUCAUUAAUAUUCUGAUAGAGAUUCUAACUCCUGAGUAUGCCACCUGGUCACAGAUUGGCUGUCUGCUGAAUUUCAUUGCCCAACAAAUAGCAACCCGACUGCUGCCGGAAAAUGAUUUACUACUAGAAAGAGUGGUUACCUAUUUGACCAGGCAAAGUCAUGAGAGGGAAGAUGCGGGAAUGUCCCGAAGAGAACAUUCCGAACAGGAACAAACCUGGCUUGAGUUGUUACGUUCCAAUUGUCUCAGUCACAUCUCGAAUGAAGAAUUGUUACGAAUUUCACGCCAAAGCAAGUGCUACCGAGUAACGGAGUUUAUUUUGGAAGAAUUAGGUCAAUAUGAGGAAAUAUUUGACUGUUACCUUUUGGACGAAUUUAGAUAUAACGAGUUAUUUUCGUACAUCUCCCAGUACUGGGAGGAUUCGAGAAGACAAAUUUUGCCUUUACUAAAGCGGAACUUCAAGCGUAUUCUGGAUAUCAACGUCGAACAAACAACCAGAAUUAUAACUGAGCUGUUCAUGAGACAUCUGAAUAACUUUCUGGAACUGCUAGUGGACACACCCGAGAAAUUGUUUCUGUUUCUCAGACAACUUUUGAAACAAUCGGUUCAGCUUGAAACACGAGAUUGUGAAAAAUACCUGCAGCUUUUGUGCCAGUAUCAACCGGAAGAAGUGAUCGAAUUUUUGAAAUCGAAUGACUCCUACCGGUUGGAUUUCGCUGUCAGCACUAUUAGAAGUCAUGGCAUGAGCACAGCGUUGAUAUAUUUGUACGAGAAGCAAGGUGAUUAUCAGUCGGCAUACGAAAUUGCAGUGGAAGCACUGAAAGAUGCCCCGGAGAGUACUGCCGAGAUGUGUGCCCUACAGGUUUCCGGUCUAUGUAUUCGCGCUUCCGCACUACUUUCAGAGGCGGAACGUGAAGAGCUUUGGUUUUCUUUGCUAAAGAUUGUGCUCUCCCGAAGUGAUUUGACUCAGAUAACGAAAAACAUUCUCACCUCGGCCAGCGAGUUUGUCGAUCUGGCUAAGCUGGUCCAACUGGUACUGACAUCGGGAACAAAAACCGGUAAUUUCGGUGAUAUUAAGCAUGUUCUCAUCGGCAUGCUAUCAAACUCGGCCUACGAAACCGUUUUGCUAGAGACGACUUCUCGCAUUCUCGGUAAAGAUUUGCACUCGGUUCUUCAACGGGAUCUACGAUUCGCUCGGAAAGGUCUCUGCGUGAAAUCGAUCAAGUGCAUCAUUUGCCGAUCGAAGCUGUACAAUGCUUCAAAGGAUCCCAUCGUUGUGUUUGGAAAUUGUGGUCACGCACUUCACCAGGAUUGUGCCAGUCGUUUCUGUACGACGACCGUAGAAUCGCCUGCCAGUCAAACCAACAAUUCGACCAAACUGAGAUGCCCCCGUUGUGAUACCGUCAUAAGCGAACGGGAAUCAGUGAAAACUUCCGAAUGCCGUUAUGAUCGAAGAAUGAAUCGAACUGUGCGCGGUGACGACGCCGAGGUGCUCAAAGUCAGUGCUCCACCUCGGAUCGGACUGUGAGCCGGUUGGUAGGUUCGAUAGUGACUGCUUUUUGUUUUCACGCUUGUAUCUCUGUACUGAUUUCGUCGGAGAGUCCGACCAUAAACCCGAAUGCCAUUUCAGCUCCGUUCGUGGUAAGCUUUUUAGAUUAUUCCUCUUAUCUAUAAUAUUUCGGUGUCAAAUUACACUUUAAAUGAUUUAGGUAUGUUUAAUAUUUUUAACAAACUUGAUUAAAUGGAGAAAAAAACAUGCUUGAAUCACAAGUUUUGUUGUAUAGUCCAAACAGUUUAUGCUACUAUUACUAUUAUUUAUUGGAUCCUCUGAACUGUAUACUUGUAAACACUAUAUGUGACAUUCAACUAAUAGGCAUCAAUUUCUAACAAUUAUAUUGCAGUUAUUUAUCAUUACCCAGAAUAGUGUUAGUAGGAUUCUAAGGAACACCGCACCAAAGUUGUUCGAUGUGCGAAAUGAAAUAAAAAACAAAAA